Staurois parvus is the source of this 360-nucleotide messenger RNA. The record is from the annotation of a GenBank genome assembly. Lineage: Eukaryota; Metazoa; Chordata; Amphibia; Anura; Ranidae.
UACAGUGACACCAUUGGAUGCACUAUUGCCUGCAGACUGGAGUGUUUGAAUUUUAUUUUUUUAUUAAUGAAUUAUACCUCACAUAUUCGCUGGGCCAUAGGAAUUUUCCAAAAGCUUAUACCAGAUAUAAUGAAUGCAGGGUCCGGGGAGACCGGAUAUAGUGAAAGCAGGGUCCUGGGAGAUCAGAUAUAGUGAAUGCAGGGUCCUGGGAGAUCAGAUAUAGUGAAUGCAGGGUCCGGGGAGAUCAGAUAUAGUGAAUGCAGGGUCCGUGGAGACCAGAUAUAGUGAAUGCAGGGUCCGGGGAGACCAGAUAUAGUGAAUGCAGGGUCCAGGGAGACCAGAUAUAGUGAAUGCAGGGUC